Stegastes partitus (bicolor damselfish) is the source of this 523-nucleotide messenger RNA. It is a transcript of the gene gtf2h5, whose product is annotated as general transcription factor IIH, polypeptide 5. Gene Ontology annotation, cellular component: transcription factor TFIIH holo complex; transcription factor TFIIH core complex. Bases 139 to 354 code for a protein of 71 amino acids. Lineage: Eukaryota; Metazoa; Chordata; Actinopteri; Pomacentridae. The record is from RefSeq and is a predicted model, not a curated record. Gene Ontology annotation, biological process: nucleotide-excision repair; transcription initiation at RNA polymerase II promoter; transcription by RNA polymerase II. The transcript is spliced from 3 exons.
GCUACGAUGCUGUGAGGAGUUAGCGCAGAGAGCAGCUACAGCUAGCAGACCGACUAGUGCACAUUAACAACACGUCCUGUCUGUGUGGUGCUGCAGGUCCGGAUCACUUUCCUCUCCAUCCACUGCCAGUUGGUCAACAUGGUCAACGUACACAAAGGUGUCCUUGUUGAAUGUGAUCCUGCUAUGAAACAGUUCCUCCUCUACCUGGAUGAAACCAUGGCUCUGGGGAAGAAGUUCAUCCUCAAGGACCUCGAUGACACACACGUGUUCAUCCUGGCAGAGGUGGUUCACACCCUCCAGGACCGAGUCGGAGAGUUAAUGGACCAGAACUCAUUCCCUAUCACGCAGAAAUAAUCCUGAACUUUAUCUGAGAAGACGUCUCCUCUUUGAUAACGGACUGUUUGUUAUAUUGAAAUGAACAUCGUUUGCAAUGUUUCAGCUGCAGACUGAGAUGCAGUAACUGAUUAUUCUUUGUUACAGUGAUGUGUAGAAAACUUCAGUAAAAACACCUUUUACUGCUGGU